UAGGCUGUUAAUUUUUUCUAAUGGCGUUUUGCUCGCUUUCAUGCGCUGUGUUAGUAUUGGUGUUCGAUCACCGGUAUGGGUUAUAUGAACGAGUUGAUGGCUCACGAAUGCAGACCGGCCUCAUGUAGAGAUUUCGGAGCUUCUAUAGUGAAGACGAGCAAGCGGGAAGAAACUACCACGUUACCGAUGGCGGAAGAUGCAAUCGCAUGAGGGUGACUCAUCUUCAUCUUGUUAUUGCCGUGCAGCUCGCCAGGCCUUAUCGGUACUUUCUCUUGAUGUCAUUGUCAUUUCAGGUCCGCAACACUGACACUCGCCCUCUUCUCCCCUCCAUACCAUUAUCGAUUCCCAUCCUAGUCAUCCACGGCGCGAAAGAUCGUAUCAUUCACUACGCAGAAUCUAACUAUCUCAUCAGACAUAUCAAACAUGCGCAACGCAUCGCAAUCGAUCCAAGUGGCAAGGUGCCAGGGAGUGUGCCCUCGGGGGCGUAUGGAUAUUCAUGGUAUGAAUAUUUUGAGCCCCGGGUCUGGGUUAAUGUUGCACAAACAUUCACCAAAGGGGGGUGCAGAGGAAGAGAGGGUCAAAUUGUAAUAUGUGUGGCAUGUCAUGAGGAAUCGCCGGAUUGUACAUGGACGCGACAUGGACUAGAGGGAUGUUGGGCUGUGAACGAAUUAAGCCACACUCUCCUCAUCCUUAGUCGCGGUUUCCAGCAUCGUGUCAAAGUCACGAUGAAGCAGAACCAGGGCAACUUGGCAGCACAUGAGGACUGCGUAAGAUAAAUCUAUUCCAAUAGUGACUUUGGCGUGGUCAGAACAGCAUGUACAUGUCGCCAGUCCAACAGGGCAACCCUGGAGAGUGUAUAUUAAUCUGGCAAACGCUAACCGAGGUCGACCAGAAGGGCCAUUGUAGCCAAAUUGUAGCGCCACUC
Molecule: messenger RNA, 925 nt
Organism: Cantharellus anzutake
Lineage: Eukaryota; Fungi; Basidiomycota; Agaricomycetes; Cantharellales; Hydnaceae
Exons: 1
Coding region: 207-776 (189 amino acids)
Source: RefSeq, a predicted model, not a curated record